Molecule: messenger RNA, 1876 nt
Organism: Saccostrea cuccullata (small rock oyster)
Lineage: Eukaryota; Metazoa; Mollusca; Bivalvia; Ostreida; Ostreidae
Product: probable methyltransferase-like protein 15 homolog
Exons: 7
Coding region: 121-1404 (427 amino acids)
Biological process (GO): rRNA base methylation
Molecular function (GO): rRNA (cytosine-N4-)-methyltransferase activity
Source: RefSeq, a predicted model, not a curated record
GUUUACCAUGUGGAUUUGUUGAUAUUCGGUGACAGGCAAUAGUUUAUGUUCAAUCAAGGGCCCCCUGACAGGCAUGAAAGAUUGUUCCAGUAAAUUAAGUCAUCUCUGAUUUAUAGUGACAUGGCAUUAAGAAGUUGGUGUAUGAAGAAAGCCUUCUCCUAUUCUUGUCUAUUUACAAUUAGGAGACACCUGUUCUCAGUUCUACCAAUCCAGAAACCAUCAAAGACCCAAACCUGUUGUCAUGUAAAAACAGUGAGUGGAAAACUAAAUCUUCAGAUUACAGGCCACAAUGGAAUCUGCUCAGAUUCAGAUGUACAUCAUAUAUCUGACAAUAGUGAUGAGGAUUUAAGUUACAGUCCUAGGUCUGUUGAAGACUCAUCAGAGGAGAUUAAACAUGUACCAGUGAUGGUAAAGAAAGUCCUGGAAGUUCUUAAUCCUCAACAGGGACAGUUAUUUAUUGAUAUGACCUUUGGAGCUGGGGGACAUACAAAGGCUAUUUUGACCGAGAACCCUGAGGCCCGAGUGGUAUGUGUGGAUAGAGACCCUCUAGCCUUCAGCUAUGCUCAGGAACUGGCCAAAUCCUACAAGCCAGGUCAGGUGUUAACUUGUUUAGGCAAGUUUUCUGAGACACCACAGAUACUUUACCAGCUUGGGAUAACCCCUGGAUCAGUGGAUGGGAUUCUCUUUGAUGUGGGGGCUUCCUCCAUGCAGUACGACCAAAGUAAUCGAGGGUUUUCCCUCAGCAGAGACAGCCCACUGGAUAUGAGGAUGGAUCAAGGGAGAGAUCCAGAUAGUGUCACUGCCAUGGAUGUGGUCAAUCACCUCUCUGUCCAGGAACUGAGGGACAUAAUCAAGAAAUACGGAGAGGACCACAUUGCUAAUCAGAUCGCCCACGCCAUUGUAGAGGCCCGCUAUGUCAUGGGAAAAAUAACUACCACCAAACAGCUGGCAGAAGUCAUUGAAAAUGUUUUUGAAGAGAAAAUCUUGAGGGACAAAUUAAAUAGGAAAAGCCAUGUUGCCACUCGUACAUUUCAAGCCUUGAGAAUCUUUGUUAAUAACGAACUAAAUGAAAUCAACAAUGGAUUAGAGGUAGCAUAUCACUAUCUAAAACCAGGAGGUGUUUGUGUCGGAAUCUCAUUUCAUUCUCUAGAAGACCGCAUAUUCAAGAGACAUUUCCAUGGCAUUGAGAUGGACGAAGCCAAAAACUUGUCAGUGAAGCAGAAGUCACGGAUGAUGCGGGACCACCACCAGAAAUACGACAAAGAACUGAUCAAGAUUAUCCUAAAGAAGAGGUGGAUUCCCGUCAGUAAGAAGGUCACGACCCCUGAAGAGGAAGAGGUUCUGGAAAACCCCCGGAGUCGAUCAGCUAAGCUUAGGGCUGCCAUAAAAUCUGCAGAUGUAUAACUGAUACAAGAAUAUGCAUGAACCUUAGUGUACAUUUUAAUUUAUGAAUUCUAAGUAUCAAUUUCCAUAAGUUGGUUAUUUUUGGUUUUAAAUAUGUUGAUAGUAGCUGUAAAAUUCGGGAUUUUUGUAACUUGCAUUUUAGGAAUCGAUAGGCCAAAAUCUGAUUGAAAUGCAUGUAGUUGUUUUUGAAAGAAAUAUAUUGUAAAUUAUUGCAUUUUAUUAAAUUCUCAAUUUUAGUAAUUAUGAAAGUGAUUUUAAUGAUAAUAUAGAAAAAUCCCCAUUCUCAUUUAGUAAUUUUGAUUUUGUACUUAAAAUUCUAAAUUCCAAAUUCAUUUACAACUUGUUAAAAAAAAGUUAUGAUAUAGCCAUCCUACACAAAUUUUAUAUGACUGAAUAAUUCCUAUAUCUCUGCAACUGAUUAGUUAAGAUUGGUUUUGUUCACAUGCACAAUAUUUUAGGUUUAUAGUUUCAU